This is a messenger RNA of Erigeron canadensis, 2368 nucleotides long. Its product is annotated as SNW/SKI-interacting protein A-like. The record is from RefSeq and is a predicted model, not a curated record. Gene Ontology annotation, biological process: mRNA splicing, via spliceosome. The coding region runs from base 119 to 1945 and encodes 608 amino acids. Lineage: Eukaryota; Viridiplantae; Streptophyta; Magnoliopsida; Asterales; Asteraceae. The transcript is spliced from 2 exons. Gene Ontology annotation, cellular component: spliceosomal complex.
ACAAGGGGUGCAGCCAAAAGAUAAAAUCCCAACCCAAAUUAAACCCUAAAAUUAUCAAAAUCAUCCGCGAUCCCCAAUUUCCGAUAUUAUUAUAUCCUAUAAUAAUAUUCGUCUCAGUAUGGCUGCUUUGAAGGAGAUAUUACCACCUGCGAAAUCAUCGGCGACUACUUUCUACGAUCAUUCGAGUGAUCCAUGGUUUAAGCAGAGAUACAGUGCACCGAAAGAGGAGGAAGCAGCUGCUGCUGCGGUUGUGAAAAGUAGCAAGAUUCCGUUGUAUAACACGGCAGAACGGUUUAAAUACCGGCCGUCGAAAGCAGAACAUUAUGGUGAUGGUGGGGCGUUUCCUGAGAUUCAUUAUGCGCAGUAUCCUCUUGAUAUGGGUAGGAAGAAGGACACGUCUGGGCAGAAGACGUUGCCUGUUACUGUUGAUAGUCAUGGGAAUUUAACUUUUGAUGCUAUUGUGAAACAAAAUGAGAAUGCUAAGAAGAUUGUUUAUUCGCAGCGUAGGGAUUUAGUUCCCAAGGUUUUGAAAGACGAGGAAGAAGAAGAAGAAGAGGACGAUGAGAAGCAGAAGGAGAUUGAGGAUACCACCCAGCAGACGAAAGCGGCUCUUGAGAAGAUUGUGAAUGUCAGGUUGAGUGCUGCGCAGCCCAAGAAUGUGCAGACCCAGUCUCAGGAUUCAAAGUUUAUCAAGUAUAAGCCUUCACAGCAGUCGGCUGCGUUUAAUUCAGGUGCAAAGGAGAGGAUUAUUAGGAUGGUGGACAUGCCUGUUGACCCAUUAGAGCCACCAAAGUUUAAGCAUAAGCGUGUUCCUAAAGCUAAUGGUUCACCUCCCGUGCCGGUUAUGCACUCGCCUCCACGACCCGUGACUGUCAAAGACCAACAAGAUUGGAAGAUCCCUCCGUGCAUUUCUAACUGGAAGAAUCCAAAAGGGUACACGAUUCCACUUGAUAAACGUCUUGCAGCCGAUGGGAGAGGACUUCAGGAAGUGCAGAUUAAUGAUAAUUUUGCAAAGCUUUCUGAAGCCUUGUAUUUAGCAGAGCAAAAAGCCCGAGAAGCUGUUGCUAUGAGGUCCAAAGUUCAAAAGGAAAUGAUGAUGAAAGAAAAGGAAAAGAAAGAGCUAGAAUUGAGGGCCUUGGCUCAAAAGGCAAGAUUUGAAAGAACGGGUGCCCCGGCGCCUAUUGGUAAUGGUUCCUUCGUACCAUCUGACAAGGAUGUGAUGGAUAUCGAUGAGCCUGUUGAACGUGAACAGGAACCCAGGCGUGUGAAGGAUAGGGACCAACCUAGAGAAUCUAAAGAGGAGAGAGAGGAGCGGAGUAAGAGAGAGAAGAUACGUGAAGAGAGACGUAGAGAGAGAGAAAGAGAGAGAAGGUUGGAGGCUAAAGAUGCAGCCAUGGGGAAGAAGAGUAAGCUCACAAGAGACCGUGACCGUGAUAUUAGUGAAAAGGUUGCACUCGGGGUGGCAUCUACUGGUGCUCAAGGAGGUGAAGUGCAGUAUGAUCAACGUUUAUUCAAUCAAGAUAAGGGAAUGGACUCAGGCUUUGGAACUGAUGAUCAAUACAACGUAUAUACUAAAGGGUUGUUCACUGCACAACCGACUUUAUCUACUUUAUAUAGGCCAAAGAAAGAUGCCGAUGAUGAGAUGUAUGGUGGGGCUGAUGAGCAGCUCGAGAAGAUCAGAAAAACUGACCGGUUCAAACCUGACAAGGGGUUCAGCGGUGCUGGUGAGACAAGUGGAUCGAGAAGUGGACCGGUUGAGUUUGAGAAGGACGUGGCUGAAGAAGCUGAUCCGUUUGGUUUGGACCAGUUUAUUACAGAGGUCAAGGGAGGGAAGAAACCACAAGUUGGAAGUGGAGGCACUAUGAGAGCAAGUGGCGGGUCGUCUACACGAGAAGGGUAUGAAGGGUCUGGCAGGAGCCGUAUUGGGUUCCAAAAGGGACGCUAAAUUGAGUAGAUCUGUCGCUGCCUCAGUAUCAGGUGAGGUGACCACAUUACAAUCUUUUUACUUUUGAGUAAAUUUGGAUGGGUGUUUUUGGUGUUGUUUUACUCCACUAUGGAUACUUUGUGCUAUUGGUACAUGCAUUACCUUGUUUGUUAAGGAAAAAACAUAAUGAACUCAUAAAUCGUUGCUUGGUUUGCAUUAUGGUGGGUGUAUUUAAUUUUCAGAAAUCUCGGACAUCAAAUGUAGUUCAACUCAGAAGUCGAACCUGAAUGUAAUGUCAUUUGUGUGAUGAACCUUUGAUUGUUUGAUUUGGUUAGCUGUUGAUCUUCAUAAGAGAAACGAAAGCUAUUGUAUCUUUAUUUGGUUCUAUUAGUAUUGACAGUUCUCACUUUAUCAAUUUGUUAUUUGAAAAGUCCAUUUAAUUCA